CUGAGGGGGGCUGAGGGGGGCUGCGGCGGCGGUGGUGGUGGCGACGGCGGCUGCGGAGCGGACUGCGCAGUCAGCAUGGCGCACCGGUGGCGUCUCAGUGGCGCGAGGUUCUCGGCAGGAGCCCGGAGCGCGACUCGACUCUGCUGAGCGCGAGCGACGGGCAAGAGGGAGCAGCGGGAGCGGAGGGAAGCGCGGGCGGGGAGGGAAGUGAGGGAGGCUGCAACCCAGCCCGCCGACUCAAUCGUCUCCAACCCCACCACCAUCACCGCCCCCCCCAAACCCCCCAACCCCGAGGCCAUGUGGGCCCCGCGGUGGACGGCGGCGCUGCUGGCCCCGCUGCUGCUGGCGCUACCGUGGGGCCGCGCCGACGAGGUGAGCUACCGCGUGCCCGAGGAGCUGCCGCCCGGCAAGCUCAUCGGCAGCCUGGCGCGCGACCUCGGCCUCCGGGAACCCUCGGCCGCCGCCGGCGCCGCCGGUGGCACCGCUGGCGCCGGCGGCGGCGGCGGCGCCACCGGCGUGCGACUCUCCUACAAGGUGGUGUCCAAGUCGGACGGGCCCCCCAUGGUGCGCGUGGACAACGCCACGGGCGACGUCUUCACCACGGAGGCGCCUCUGGACCGUGAGCGCGCCUGCCCGGGGCCUGCCGAGCGCCGAGACGGCACGCCCUGCCACGUGGACGUGCAGGUCGUGGUGCUGCCCAACGAGCACUUCCGCCUCGUCAAGGUGCGCAUCUACCUGGAGGACAUCAACGACAACUCCCCAGUGUUCUCGGCGCCGGUGCUCAACGUGACUGUGCCUGAGAACUCGCCGCUGGGCGCCCGCUUCCCGCUGCCCACGGCGACGGACGCGGACGCGGGGCGUAACGGCGUGCAGCGCUACUCGCUGGCGCGGCGCGACGACGCCUUCGCCCUCGAGGUGGUGGACAGCGCCGACGCCGAGAAGUCGCCCCAGCUCGUGGUGCGGGCGCCCCUCGACCGCGAGCGCCGGGACGCCUACGAGCUGCGCCUGCGCGCCGAGGACGGCGGGAGACCCCCGCGCACCGGCACGGCCGUCCUCCGCGUGCUCAUCGGCGACCUCAACGACAACUCGCCGGCGUUCGAGCGCGACCAGCUGGAGGCGACCGUGCCCGAGGACGCGCCGCCGGGGACGCCCGUGGCGCGCCUGAGCGCCGCCGACCCGGACGCCGGCGCCAACGGCGAAGUGGUCUACUCGCUGGCGCCGCGCACGCCGCCGGCGUCGGCCCGCCUCUUCGAGGUGGACCCCGCGACGGGAGAGGUGAGGGUGCGGGGCGCCCUCGACCGCGAGGAGGCGCCGGUGCACCGGCUGCUGGUGCUCGCCGCCGAUCGGGGCCCGUCGCCGACGCCGGCCACCGCCACCGUGGUCGUGGCGCUCGCCGACGUCAACGACAACGCGCCGGCCGUCGCCGUGCACGCCAUCGCGGCGCCCGUCGACGGCGCCGUCGAGAUAUCCGAGGCGGCGGCGCCCGGCACGCCGGUGGCGCUCGUCGAGGUGAGCGACCCGGACGCGGAGCAGAACGGCGCGGUGACGUGCCGCGUGGAGGGCGCCGACGGCGGCGGGCCGGCGGCGUCGGCGCCGCCGUUCCGCCUGCGCCGGGCCUACCCCAACAACGCUAACCACUACCUGCUGGAGACGUCCGGCGUGCUCGACUUCGAGGCCAGGCGAGAGUAUGACGUGCGGGUGGUGGCGUCCGAUGCCGGCGCCCCUGGCCUGUCGGGCUCGGCGACGGUGCGCGUGCGUCUGCGCGACGAGAACGACAACCGGCCCUACUUUGCACCGGCCGUCAUCAACGCGUCGGUGUACGAGAACGGGGCGCCGGGUGCCGCCGUGCUCACGCUGCGCGCGUUCGACCGCGACAGCGGCGCCAACGGCGCCCUCACCUACGAGCUGGGGCCCCGCGCGCCGCCGGUGCUCCGGCUCGACCGGGCCACCGGCGCGCUCACCGUGAGCGAGCCGCUCGACCGCGAGGAGGCGGCGCUCUACCGCUUCACGGUGGUGGCGCGCGACGGUGGCUCGCCGGCGCUGGAGGGCGACGCGACGGUGUUCCUCCGCGUGCUCGACCGCAACGACAACCCGCCGCGCUUCGCCAGCCGCGAGUUCAACUUCUUCCUGUCGGAGAACCUGCCCAGCUACAGCACCGUCGGCGUGCUGAGCGCCACCGACGCGGACGAGGGCCGCAACGCCCUGGUCACCUUCUCGCUGGUGCGCGACAGCGACGUGUUCGCCAUCAACCCGGUGACGGGCAUGAUUCGUGCCAACGCCUCCUUCGACCGCGAGCGGGUGUCCGCGUACGAGUUCGACGUGCGGGCGACGGACGCCGGCGAGCCGCCCCGUACAGCGACGGCACGCGUCACCAUCCACGUGAUGGACGUGAACGACAACGCCCCCAUCGUCCUCAUGCCCGCCACCAACUCGAGUUUCCGCGUCGUCUCGCCCGCUGCCGGGCCCGGCACCCAGGUUGCCGAGAUCGUGGCGCUUGACGGCGACGGAGGCCCCAAUGCCGCCCUCGCCUACACCGUCGUCGGCGGCUCCGGCGGCGGCUCCGGCGGCGGCGCCGACCGGCGGCCCCUCUUUGCCGUCGACCCGGCGACCGGCAACGUGACGCUCUCGCGGGCCCUCGGCCCCGAGCACCGGGGCCUCCACCGGGUGGCGGUACGGGUGAGCGACGGUGGAUUCCCGGAGCCCCUGAGCGCGCUGGCGCUCCUCCACCUCUUCGUGAACGAGACGCUGGGCGACGCGGCGCUGGUGCGUGAGAUGGUCGCCCGGAGCAACCGUCUGCCCCUCGAUGCCAGCGGGCCCGUGGGGGGCGGCGGAGGCGGCGGCAGGGCCGGCGCCGGGGUCGUCCGCGGGGCCCGAGGGGUCGAGGGCCGGGCGAUACACCAUCCUGGUGGCCAUGGCGGCCGGGGCGGCCAUUGUGAUCCUGCUCAUUGUCGCCGUGGUGCUCGCCCUGCGCUGCCGCGGUGGUCGCAUAAAGAACGGCGGCGGCGGCGGCGGCGGCGGCGGCGCCGGGGUGUGGCGGGGGAAGGCGAGCGAGAACUGGCUGUCGGCGUCGCCGGGGGCGCACGAGCGCGAUCCGUCGUCCAAGCCGCCGCAGGCGCCGUACAGCAUCGUGACCAUCGAGGAGGCCAAGGGACCGGGCGACGAACCGACGUACCAGUCCAUCGCCGAGGCGCUGGAGGAGGCGUGCGGCGGCGUCGGCGGCAUCGGCGGCGUCGGCGAAGACUCGCGGCACACUGUCAUCCCGCGGCACAGCACUUUCCGUCCUCGCGACCCCAGCCCCGACCUCCUGGGCCGGCUACCCAGCCGGGUCCAGCAGCAGCCGCCUCCUCCUCCUCCUCCUCCUCCGCCUCCUCCUCCUCCUCUGCCGCCAAUGGCGCUGUCGUCAUCGUCGUCCUCGUCGCUGCUCCUGUCGCCGGCGCUUCCGUCAGCGGCGGCAUCGGCGUCGUCGGCGUCGGCGUCGGCGUCGGCGGUGGCGGCGUUCCAGGCGCUGAGCGAGUCCAAGCGAUCGUCGUCGUCGAGCGGCUCGGAGCACUACAGCGCGUCGGAGAGCAGCUGUUCACAGCAGGGCACGAGGGGCACCCACGGACCCGCGGCGCUCCCCACCACCUCCUCGUCCUCGUCCUCGUCGCACCGCUGCAAGCAGGUGGGUGAGCGUCGGCGGUGAGCGUCGGCGGUGAGCGUCUGCGGCGAGCGUCGGCGGCGAGCGUCGGCGGCGAGCGUCAGCGGCGAGCGCGCGCCGGGUUACACCGGAGUGGACCAAGGCGCGCUGGAUAUGCAUCUGUGUAAGGAUGAGAUGGUGGACACUCGAGAAGACACGCGGGGUCACGGGCGCGAGCGGAUACAGGAGAACAUACGAACGGCACUCACUCACUCUGUAGAACAGGGGGAGAUCACACAAACUCCACUCACACACUCUGUAGAACA
This is a messenger RNA of Petromyzon marinus (sea lamprey), 3942 nucleotides long. The record is from RefSeq and is a predicted model, not a curated record. Lineage: Eukaryota; Metazoa; Chordata; Hyperoartia; Petromyzontiformes; Petromyzontidae.